AUGACAGACCACGUGACUUUUCCGACAUUCCCAAAAAAGUGUCGACUUGACUGGUCAACGAUGGGCAACGCUUCGAGUUUGCUGCCCCCUUCUCAAUCUCUGAGCGGAGCCAAGUCUGUCGCUGGUUCACAGAAGGAAGUUCCGUCCAAUAAGGCCCAGUCCGAAGCGCCGAAAGUGGCUGUUCCGUCGAAAGCAACACAAAAAACCGAGGCUCCCUCAAAGUCUGAAGUUCCGAAAACGGCGGUGCCCAAGUCUGUCUUCAAGUCCGUCACGGUGAGUUUUUUUCAUUUUUUCAAAAAUUUGAAUUCCUUCUUUUGAACUUGUCAAAAAGCAUUUUGAAACUCGCGAAACUCGGUAACGCAAACCGGACGUUCCAAGAAUUUGAAGUGAUCCCUUUAGGUGCGUCAAUACUCUUAAGUGAUCCCUGAAACUGCUCAGAAACAUUCGAUGUGAUUCCGACUUGCGUUACCGAGAUCCAAGUGCUCUGCCCAAUAUCAUCAGUUUCAAUGAAUAAUCUGAAUUUCCGACUUUUCAGCCGCCAAAGCCGAAACAAGACGAAGGAGCCUACGAAUCGAUCGACACUCCGAUCGAAGCUUUGCCGGAUCCGCCGAAGAUACCACAAGCCAAGUCCGGCAAAAACUGA
This is a messenger RNA of Caenorhabditis auriculariae, 643 nucleotides long. NCBI's taxonomy places the organism in Eukaryota, Metazoa, Nematoda, Chromadorea, Rhabditida, Rhabditidae. The record is from the annotation of a GenBank genome assembly.